This is a messenger RNA of Phycomyces blakesleeanus NRRL 1555(-), 387 nucleotides long. RefSeq lists its product as hypothetical. Bases 1 to 387 code for a protein of 128 amino acids. Lineage: Eukaryota; Fungi; Mucoromycota; Mucoromycetes; Mucorales; Phycomycetaceae. The record is from RefSeq and is a predicted model, not a curated record. The transcript is spliced from 2 exons.
AUGGGAAGUUUUGAAUGUAAGGCCUACAGUCGUACAAACAAAGUCUCAUUGUAUGUUUUUCACUCAAAUAUUUCCAAUGUAUGUAUCAAAUAUGACCUUGAUUUUAAUAGGUUCAAUAGAAUAUUCAAGAUACAGAUAUUUUAUAAAUAUAUAUAUAUAUAUCGAUGUGUGAAUGAAAGCUUACAUCCGCAAGAUAACGGAGAUACACUGCUGUCCAUAAAAGUAAAGGAUCGAAAAAGAGGUAUAAACGAAAAGCGUCCUCUAGAAUCGCCUCUGAAAACAUCUUUGAUAUCACCCUUUUUUUCCCGUAAUCAUAGGUCAGAUCAGACCGCACCGAUGGUCAGCGCAGGUGUCGUUCUUCGAGGUACAGUACUUUCUCCUGAUUAG